Molecule: messenger RNA, 2380 nt
Organism: Alternaria alternata
Lineage: Eukaryota; Fungi; Ascomycota; Dothideomycetes; Pleosporales; Pleosporaceae
Product: sucrose transport protein SUC2
Exons: 4
Coding region: 338-1957 (539 amino acids)
Cellular component (GO): membrane
Molecular function (GO): sucrose:proton symporter activity
Source: RefSeq, a predicted model, not a curated record
UGACGACAACGUUUCCUCUCCUUUGCGAUCCUCUCCUCACGAUCCUCCAAACUAGACUCCUAGAAAAGCAGAGAGACAAAUACCAACUUUCUUUCGCUCCCUCGAUAUACCUUUCUUAUUGCUUUUCCCUUAUCUCAUACGUUGUUGCAUUGAGCGCGCAUUAUUCUAGUUGACUGAUUACCUCGGACCCUGCAUAUCGCGAACGUAAUACGAAACCUGAACCACACGAUCCGGCUUACCCCAAUGCGCCCUUCCACGUUUGCCUAAACUACGAGAAAGAUUCUGAGAGAAAGCGCACGCGACUGCAUCCGCAUUGCCGUCAAGGUGUUAGGGAAAGAUGCCGUCUGUUGCGCAAUGGCAGGGGACGCCUUCAGUCAAGGGCUCAACUGAGAGCAUACGCAUGGCGUUGCUCACAGCGUCGCUCAUAGGCUUGCAGUUCACGUGGAAUGUCGAAAUGACAUAUUGCACACCCUACCUCCUCGAACUCGGUCUUACGAAAUCGAAAAUCUCCCUUGUUUGGGUCGCCGGUCCACUGUCAGGCCUCAUUAUGCAGCCCAUUGUCGGCGUCGUCGCAGAUCGUUCUACCUCGCGAUGGGGCCGUCGAAGACCCUUUAUGUUCUUUGGGACGAUACUGGUGGCCAUGUUCUUACUGCUGCUAGGCUGGACAAAAGAGGUGGUUCGGUAUUUUAUAAAGGACGAGGUUGCGGCUAAGAGCGCGACGAUAUACGUUGCUGUGUUUAGUAUCUAUGGAAUUGAUUUCGCCAUAAAUGCUGUGCAGGGAAGUUGCAGAGGCUUGGUAGUCGAUACUUUGCCUAUUUCGAAACAACAGAUGGGCAGUAGUUGGGCGAGCAGGAUGGUUGCGGUUGGGAGUUUGAUAGGGUAUGGCGCAGGAGCAAUUGAUCUGAGGAGUGUGUUUGGGCCCAUGUUGGGAGACACGCAGUUCAAGCAGUUGACGGGCGUUGCAGCUUUGACGCUGUGCUUGGCCAUUGGGACGACAAGCUGGGCGGUUACUGAAAGAGUGCUUAUUAAUGACGGAGCUGAAGAGGGCAAGGAGCUGGAUCUCAAGCAAGUUCUCGGUACCAUCGCGCAUACUGCUUUGAACCUGCCCCGAAGUAUCCAAGCCAUCUGCACAGUUCAAUUCUGGGCUUGGAUUGGCUGGUUUCCUUUCCUCUUCUACAGCACGACUUGGGUUGGCGAGGUAUACCUACGGUAUGACGCGCCAGCUGAGGUCAAGGCAGCAGGUGAUCUUACGGGCAAGGUUGGUCGCAUUGGCUCCAUGGCCCUCAUCGCCUUUUCCAUUAUCACAUUCGUAAUGUCUGUUCUCCUGCCUUUCUUUGUACAAAGUCCUGAAGACGAUGAAAAGGGCCCUGGCUUCUCCCAUCCGCCUAAGCGGUUGACUGGGCUGGCCAAAUAUAAGCCAAGCCUACUCACAGCAUGGACAACUGCGCAUUGUAUUUUCGCAGGAAGCAUGGUCAUGGCGCCUUUCGUGAGAAGUCUGAGACAUGCGACUAUCAUCAUCGCUUGCUGUGGCGUAUCAUGGUCCAUAGCCUGCUGGGCUCCCUUUGCGUUUCUCGGCGUAGAGAUCAACCGCCUCAACACAUCGUCGUCGCACUCGACACACCCAAAGCGCUCCUCCAUCGACCUUCCUGAAGCGCAAUCCAACCUCGAAAAGGGUGCUGCAUCUUCCUCUAGCGGCGGAGCAAGCUCAGGCCAAUACCUCGGCAUUAUGAACCUAUAUACGACGCUACCACAAUUCAUGGGCACAGGGAUAUCGUGGGUAGUAUUUUCCAUCUUGGAGCCCGGAAAGAGUCCCGAGUUGAGUGAGGCGCCGCCCGAAGAACAUCAUAGCACGGAUGGGCCGAAUGCAAUUGCAGUUUGCUUGUUCAUUGGGGCCUGUUCGGCGUGUAUGGCGGUUGUUGCUACGAGGAGGUUGGGAAGAAUACAGGGAAGGCUGUAGAUGGGAAGACGUGGAUGCCUGAAUAGCCUAAGAAAAAAAGUCCAAACCACCAUCGUCAUGUCCAUGUCAAGACUUUUUCAAGUUCUCUCAUCAGUUGGUGGUGUCCCGCUCCUGCCGGUCGGCAAUUGUGAGUUGUGGGUAUUGUUUGGAAGAAUUGAAGUUCUCUCGUCACGACGCUUGUCACUGGGAAUAGGGUUCUUGCACAUGCCGCUAACGGGCAGUAGAGAACAUGACUCUUGGUGACACCCACCCCCAACAUGCUCACAUCCGUGGUUGCCAUUGGCGCCUUGCGGGUUCGGGUUUAGGGUGGUGCCAUGGGCCAGAGAGAUUUUGCUAAGGGUUUGCUAAGGAUUUUGCAGAGACCCGCUUUGUUCUAGAAGGCAGGUGUGGCUACUGAUCGAAGCUGACGCUGAUCGGGUGUGU